Messenger RNA from Nematocida homosporus, 1824 nucleotides. RefSeq lists its product as uncharacterized. The record is from RefSeq and is a predicted model, not a curated record. The transcript has a single exon. Gene Ontology annotation, cellular component: cytosol. Gene Ontology annotation, molecular function: oxidoreductase activity; FMN binding; flavin adenine dinucleotide binding. Bases 1 to 1824 code for a protein of 607 amino acids. Lineage: Eukaryota; Fungi; Microsporidia.
AUGUUUAUUACUCUGGCUUAUGGAUCUAAUGGUGGUACUGCUAGGUCGAUAGCAGGUAUUUUGGCCGGUAAGAUCGAGAUGGUUGGAAAUUUAGAAUUAUCGGGAUUUUCAGGGUGUAUUGUGGUGGAAAUGGAUCAAAUUGAAGUAAAUCAGCUGGCUAAAAUGGGUAUAGUUGUGUUUGUUUGUGCGACAACGGGUGAUGGUGAGUGUCCGUAUAACAUGCAGGGGUUUUGGUGGGAACUUAAGCGGCGUAUAUGGACGGGGGCGUUUGAGCAGUUGUUCUAUGCGGUGGUUGGGUUGGGCGAUUCGUUGUAUAGCAAGUACAACUAUGCUGGGAAACGGUUGUUCAAUCGGAUGAAACAAGUGGGCGGGGUGGCUCUUUGUGGUCGUUGUGAUUGUGAUAGUAUGGAUAGUCGAGGUGUAUACAGUGCUUUGGAGACGUGGGUGCCUGAGUUUUUGGCGGGCUUGCGUAGUCAGUGGAGUAGUAUUGUUAGUGGCCCGGGGAAUGAAUGGAGUAAAAAGGGGUUAGUUGGGGUGAAACCAGCAACUAGUUGGGGAGUUUUAAAGUCCCGUCGAAGAAUAGCUCCGUAUGGCGAAGUAGAUGAUCUGUCAACCAAAGGAUCCUUUUAUUCAGAGGUCUUAGAAGUGGUCUUACAAAUAGAUAAGCCGGUUGGAAUAGAAAGUGCGACCAACUCGGAUGAGAGUGUUAGAGAUGGUAAGGAUGAAAGUGCUAGAGAUGGUAAGGAGGAGGAUUUGAAUCCACAUACGAAUGUGAUGACGUACAGUCCAGGGGAUGUUUUGGAGGUAUACCCGGAGAAUUUAGACUACUUGGAGUUCUUGGCGGAGGCAGUAGAAGGAGAGGUAGAGGAAGCAGAACAGUUUGCCUACUUGGACUACCAAAAAGUACCUAUGCACCAUGAGAUUGGCCGGGUGUACGAGUGUCUAGUGAAUAAACAGGGUGUUCGGUUUAAGGACGAUGUGCCGGACGAAACACUCUUCCUGGGCCGGUUGCAAGAAAUAGCAGAGACGUAUGAUGAGUACUAUGCGUACGUGGUUGCACCACAGCGGACUUUUAGAGAAGUACUUAGAGAUCUGUUUUUGGUGGUACGGACUAGUGCCGGUCUGUUUAGUCCCAUCUUUCCUCGGUACUACACAAUUAGUAAAUGCGAUGGGUGCUUGUACAGCCUAACAGUUGGUGUGGUUAAAAGGUACACUAAACUGGCCCAGCCACGAAAAGGCCUUUGCUCGGAGUACUUAAAAGGCCUGGAAAUUGGCCGGCGUGUCCGUGUGCGACAGCGCAAGUCGCACAUGCCGCUUGAAGGGGACUUAUUCAUGAUUUGUUCAGGGACGGGUAUUUCUCUACCUAGAGCAACUAUUCAUGCUUAUUUAGAAGGACAUUUGCCGCAGGUAAGUAGUAUUCAUCUUCUAUUUGGAUUUAGAUCGGUGCUUUACGACUGGCUGCACCAUGAUGAACUGGCUAUUGGUCCGCCAAUGCUAGUGCAUGGGAAGACAGGUGUUGUUUUGCAGUAUACUUUGCUAUCUAAGGAUAAGCAGCGGAGUGUAGUUCUUUUUGCGGCUCCAUCAAGAUUGGGGGAAGAGCCGGAGCAGCUAAUAUCUCUAGGACAGCCUAGUCCGUCUGAUGGUUUGACUUGGCCCGCUGUGCCUCGGAAGAAUUACUUGGCAGGCGUUCUGCAUAUGCUUGAUAAGAGUAUCUUGUUCAAAAACAUUAUUAUUAGUGGCGCAUCAAGACUAGCCAAGACAUUGCCACCGGUAAUUGAAGCUAUUUUGCAGACCCAAGUUCAUUUUUAUUCGGAGUGUUGGUAG